Molecule: messenger RNA, 402 nt
Organism: Sphaeroforma arctica JP610
Lineage: Eukaryota; Ichthyosporea; Ichthyophonida
Exons: 4
Coding region: 1-402 (133 amino acids)
Source: RefSeq, a predicted model, not a curated record
AUGGGUAUUCUAUGCUGCAGACCCAGGAGGGGUGACGAUGAGGAAUCCCAGCCUUUGCUGAAAGAAGGUGGGCAGCACAUCGGUAAUCAAACACUGGACGAGGAUGAGCGAAGGGGUAGUGUUUUUGUCGGUUCCGGUUAUGAUGAACACUCUGUAUUGCUGGUCAUCCUAGAGCGGACAGCCAAUGAGUUGAUCGACAUCAACAGAGUAACACUCGGCUCGCAGCUGUGCAAACGUGACUACAUGGAAAGAGAGAACCACUACCGUGGUUUGAGGGAGCUGCAGAUCAUAUCGCAGCCAUUGGUCCACGAUAUUACACACACAUACACACACACCCCGACACCCAUGACAUUACACACACACACACACACACCGACACACACCGACACACACACACGAUAA